AUGAUGUUUCUGCAUUGUAAUUUCCGAGAUGACAUCAGGCCGAAAAUAUGGGCACGAUAUGUGGAUGACACAUUCGCUGUUGUGAAGAAAAGUGAACUACUACGAGCGGUGGAACUGCUGAACAACGUGUUUCCCGACAUCCAAUUCACAAUAGAAACUGAGGAGAACAACAAAUUGGCGUAA
Molecule: messenger RNA, 183 nt
Organism: Opisthorchis viverrini
Lineage: Eukaryota; Metazoa; Platyhelminthes; Trematoda; Opisthorchiida; Opisthorchiidae
Exons: 2
Coding region: 1-183 (60 amino acids)
Source: RefSeq, a predicted model, not a curated record